Lipotes vexillifer (Yangtze River dolphin) is the source of this 924-nucleotide messenger RNA. It is a transcript of the gene FAM110C, whose product is annotated as family with sequence similarity 110 member C. The transcript is spliced from 2 exons. The coding region runs from base 1 to 924 and encodes 307 amino acids. The record is from RefSeq and is a predicted model, not a curated record. Gene Ontology annotation, biological process: regulation of cell projection assembly; positive regulation of cell migration. Gene Ontology annotation, molecular function: alpha-tubulin binding. Gene Ontology annotation, cellular component: cell cortex. Lineage: Eukaryota; Metazoa; Chordata; Mammalia; Artiodactyla; Lipotidae.
AUGCGCGCCCUGCCAGCCCUGGACGCGCCCCCGAGCGAGCGCCUCCUGUCCCGGGACUCCGGGGCCCCCCGGGCCCGGGACGCGGCGGGGCCGACGCGCAGGAGCGCGGUGGAAAGGCUGGCAGCCGACCGCUCCAAGUACGUGCGGGGCCCGCCGGGAGCCGGCCCAGGCCCGGCUGGCGAGGGCAGCGGCCCCGGGGCGAGCGAAGGGCAGGCGCGCAGGGCCAUAGCGCGGAAGCCGCUGAGGCCGGACUCGCUGGUUAUCUACCGACAGAAAUGCGAGUUCGUCCGAGGGUCGGGAGCCGACAGCCCCAGGGGAGGCCUGGUGAAGAAAUUCUUCCCGGGGCCGGGCAAGGACAAGACGCCGGGGUCCCCCGGCACGUCCCGGGUGGGAGAGGAGGGCGGGGCCGGGGCCCAGGAGGCCGCCCCGACCGAGCCCGACCCCGUCGCGGCUCCCACGGUGCCAGGGCCCUCCGCGCCCCCGGCUCCCGCCCCGCCGGUCAGGGCGCCCUCCAGAGUUCCGGCUGCGCCCCGGGGUCCGGAGCCGCUCGGGGCGAGACACCGGGGGCUGCAGCGCUCACAGUCCGACCUCAGCUCGCGCUACUCCGCGUCCUUGGCCGAAUUUGACACCUUCUUCCAGUACUGCGGCCUGGAGCCCGAGGUGGUGGAGGCGCUCGGGCGGGAGAACUUCUCCGCCGGGUCGGACGUCGUCGCCCUCAAGGUCCGCAGCGUGAGCGUCGCCACCUCCGAAAGCGGCUUCUCCCGGCACAGCAGCGGCGACGAGGGGCUGCAGGAGGGAGAGCUCACGGAGCAGGUGCCCAGCACCACCUCGGUGGUCGAGAGGAACGCCCGCAUCAUCAAGUGGCUGUACACCUGUAAGAAGGCCAAGGAGACCCCCGGCCAGGGGCUGCAGGGCCCGGCGUGA